AUGGCGAUGUCGAUGCCGCAGAAUGCUGUCUUUCCUCGCAGUCACGUAGGAUUUGACAGUAUCACCUCACAGAUCGAGAAGAAAUUGUUGAAGCGAGGCUUCCAGUUCAACGUGAUCUGUGUUGGACAAACUGGUCUCGGAAAGUCGACUUUAAUCAAUACUAUCUUCGCCUCCCACCUCAUCGAUUCAAAGGGCAGAUUGCGACCCGACGAGCCUGUACGAGCCACCACCGAGAUUCAGACAGUCUCGCAUAUCAUUGAGGAGAACGGUGUACGGCUCAGACUCAACAUCGUGGACACACCUGGUUAUGGAGACCAAGUGAACAACGACAGAUGCUGGGAUCCUAUCGUCAAAUACAUCAAAGAUCAGCAUUCAGCAUACCUGCGGAAAGAGCUGACGGCUCAGCGAGAGAGAUACAUCCAGGACACCCGCAUCCACUGCUGCUUGUUUUUCAUCCAACCCUCCGGCCAUGCCCUAAAACCUAUUGAUAUUGUCGUACUGAAGAAAUUGUCCGAUGUGGUAAACGUGGUGCCGGUCAUUGCAAAGUCGGAUUCCCUCACAUUGGAAGAACGAAGAGCAUUCAAAGAGCGAAUAAAGGAGGAGUUCGCUUUCCACAACCUUAAGAUGUACCCAUAUGACAACGAUGAGCUGGAUGACGAAGAGCGAGCAACCAAUGCAACAAUCAAAGAGAUCAUACCCUUUGCUGUUGUCGGCAGUGAGAAGAGCAUCAUUAUCAGCGGCAAGCAAGUUCGAGGUCGACAGAACAGAUGGGGUGUUAUCAAUGUCGAGGACGAGAACCACUGCGAGUUUGUCUACCUGCGAAACUUCCUCACCAGAACUCACCUACAAGACCUAAUCGAGACGACGUCGCAAAUCCACUACGAGACUUUUAGAGCCAAGCAACUGCUGGCUCUCAAGGAUGCUAGUGCUGCGGGUGGCAUGUCAGGCAGCAGACCCAUUUCUCCUUCGGCCGACCGCGAACUCAGCAGGAAUUCACAACGGAUGACCAUGAAUGGUUACUAG
This is a messenger RNA of Lithohypha guttulata, 1023 nucleotides long. RefSeq names its product cell division control protein (gene CDC10). The coding region runs from base 1 to 1023 and encodes 340 amino acids. Gene Ontology annotation, molecular function: GTP binding; molecular adaptor activity; GTPase activity. Gene Ontology annotation, biological process: intracellular protein localization; cytoskeleton-dependent cytokinesis. The transcript is spliced from 5 exons. Gene Ontology annotation, cellular component: septin ring; microtubule cytoskeleton; cell division site. Lineage: Eukaryota; Fungi; Ascomycota; Eurotiomycetes; Chaetothyriales; Trichomeriaceae. The record is from RefSeq and is a predicted model, not a curated record.